AGGGCGCCCUGUAGCUGCAGAGGUGACCUGUGAAUUCGCAUGACUCGCAGCGUUUGUGUACAAGUGUGUUAAAAUUGACUAUAUGUUGAUGAUUGAAUCUAACGCCUGACACCAGGAGGUCAGAAAAGCUGAGGAAUAACGGCUCUACCUGUGGAAGCGUGAUUCUCUCUGAAAACAAGCGCAAUUUUCUAAUGACACAUCGAGAGGAGACGAUCUGUAAAUAAAAGGUUUGUCAACGGAACUUGUCAAGGACUUCGGAUAAAGAAAACUACAAAAGAACGGGAUAUUUUCGGGAAUCGUAAUAUGAAAAAGGAGCAGCUCGAAACAUUAGGAUUUGUCCCUCAAAAAGACAUUGUCUACAACAAACUCCUUCCUUAUGCAGAGAAACUAGACGACGAAUCCAAUGACAUUUUGUCCAGAAUCAAAGGGAACUUGGGUCGCGCUAUCCAACUCAGAGAGUUAUGGCCCGGAGUUUUGUUUUGGACAAGGAAACUCUCGACGUACCUUCGUCUUAAUGGAAGAAAGUUCAGUAAAGAGGACCAUGUGCUCUUCGUUAAGCUCUUGUACGAGUUGGUCACCAUCCCUGAGCUGGAAAUCAGCAUGUUGCAGGGCUUUGCUCGACUCCUCAUCAACUUACUCAAAAAAAAAGAACUGCUCUCACAGGAUGAUCUCGAGUUGCCUUGGAGGCCAUUGUAUGAGCUCUAUGAGAAGAUCCUUUACUCUAAAACCGAACAUCUUGGUCUCAACUGGUUUCCAAAUUAUCAAGCAGAAGCCUCCCCUAAACAAAAAAUGCUUAAUUUUGUGCGCAAGCGCUCUGUGGAGAAUGUGCUGAAGACACUGGUGAAGAGUUGCCGAUUGUAUUUCCCUGAGUCAGCCACGCAGGAGAUGUUGGAUGAGUGGCGCCCGCUCCUUUGCCCAUUUGAUGUCACUAUGCAGAAAGCCAUCAGCUACUUUGAGCUAUUUCUCCCCACCAUCAUUCCUCCAGAGCAGCACCACAAAGGCUUCAAGUUAUGGUUUGAUGAACUGAUGGGUCUGUGGGUCUCUGUACAAAAUCUGCCUAGCUGGGAGGGGAAUCUUGUGAAUCUUUUUGCCCGUUUGGCCAAUGACAACAUUGGCUAUAUAAACUGGGACCCUUUUAUCCCCAAGAUAUUCACCAGAAUUUUGCGAAGCUUCAACUUGCCUGUAGGCACAAGUCAGAUGGUGGUUCCUAAGUACCUCACCAACUCUUAUGACAUUGGCCAUGUUGUCCUCUGGAUCUCUGCCAUGCUGGGAGGUGCUCAGAACCAGGCCCAGAAGCAACUCAAUGGCCUCUUCAACAGCAUUGCCUCCUUCUACCACCCUUCCAACAAUGGCCGCUGGCUGAUGAAGCUGAUGAAGCUUCUGCAGCGUUUGCCAGCAAGUGUGGUGAGACGGCUGCAUCGCGAGCGCUACAAGAAACCUUGCUGGAUCACGCCAAUACCCUCCAGCCAUCGUCUUACUGAUGACAACAUCACAGAGUUUGUGGAGAGCAUGAAGCAGCCAGUUCUGAUGGCCAUUUUCAGUAAGACAGGCAGCAUGGAUGCAGCCCAAGCACUGCAGAAUCUAGCUCUGAUGAGACCUGAGCUGGUCAUUCCUCCUGUACUGGAAAAGACUUACCCUGCCAUGGAGACCUUAACAGAACCACACCAGCUGACAGCCACUCUCAGCUGUAUGAUCGGCAUGGCUCGCAGCCUGCUCAGUGGUGGGAAACACUACCCAGAAGGCCCUGCUCAUGUGUUGCCACUGUUAAUGAGGGCCCUGCCUGGCGUAGACCCCAACGAUUUCAGCAAGUGCAUGAUAACAUUCCAAUUCAUUGCUACCUUUACUACCCUUGUGCCUUUGGUGGACUGCUCGUCUGCCCUCCAUGAGCUGAAUGACUUGACAGAGACAGAGAGAGAGUUGUGUUCAGCCUCAGCUGAGUUUGAGGACUUUGUCUUGCAGUUUAUGGAUAGGUGCUUUGCACUGAUUGAGAGCAGUACUCUAGAGCAGACACGAGAAGAGACAGAGACGGAAAAAAUGACUCACCUGGAGAGCCUAGUGGAGCUCGGCCUGUCCUCCACCUUCAGCACCAUCCUCACUCAGUGUUCCAUGGAAAUAUUCAAGGUGGCUCUUGAGAAAGUCUUUAACUUUGCCACUACCAACAUCUUUGAGACACGUGUAUCAGGUCGAAUGGUAGCAGACAUGUGCAGAGCAGCAGCUAAGUGUCAUCCGGCUGAGUGUCUCAAACUGUUUGUGCCCCACUGCUGCAGUGCUAUAAGUCACAUCACUGCUAAUGAGGAUGUUUUGAAUGAAGAGGAGCUGGAUAAGGAGCUGCUGUGGAACCUUCAGCUGCUUUCUGAGGUAACCCGUGUGGAUGGAGAAAAGCUGCUGCCAUACCGUACACAGUUGGUGCAGAUAAUGCAGCUGACCCUGCGGCUGCGCUGUAAGCAGGGCUACAGUCUGGCCUGCAACCUGCUGCAUCACGUCCUGCGCUCCAUGGCUCUCACCUACCCCACAGACUACUGCAGUGUGCCUGGCGGCUUUAACAGACCACUGAGCGAGUAUCUACCCAUUAAGGACUGGGGCCGUCCAGGCGACCUGUGGAACCUGCAGAUCUGUUGGCACGUGGCCAGCGCAGAGGAGAAAGCCUUUAUCUUCUAUAUUUUAGACCUUCUGCUCCAGCCAGAGCUGCAACGCCUGCAGAGAUAUGCCCAGGGCGAGCAGAACAUGAGCAGGGAUGAUGUUCUACAGAGCCUGUCAAUUGUGCAGCACUGCUUGCUGGGGGCUGGCUGCAUGUUUCCCCCUCUGGGUGGACCUCCUAUUACGACCCUCGUUCAUAGCAUGGUUAGUCUGGAGGAGACAAAGCGCUAUAUUGGGGUUGAGUAUGAUGAGUCCAGAGAGAACUACAGAGAGGCUAUCUGUAAAGUCAUGAGACAGCUUCUACAUUAUAUUCUGGAACAAUCAGAGGAUGACACAAAGUCCCUCUUUGCCAUCAUCAAGAUUAUUAAUGACCUCAUGCAUUUUAAAGGCUCCCACAAGCACGAGUUUGACUCUCGUUGGAAGAGUUUCACUUUGGUUAAGAAAUCUAUGGAGAACCGACUGCAUGGAAAGAAGCAACACAUACGAGCCCUACUCGUAGACCGAGUGCUUCUGCAACAUGAGAUGCGUAAACUUCUAGCGGAUGGCUGUGAAUACAAAACUGUUCACCAGGAUCUUCUCAGAGACCUUCUGCGUCUGUCCACCAGCACCUACAGUCAGGUCCGGAGUAAGGCUCAGAGUGUUUUGUUCACUGCUCUGGGAACUUAUAACUUCUGCUGUCGAGACAUCACUCCUCGAGUGCUGGAGCUGCUGGAGCCAGCCCCGACGAAUGUCACCCAGCAGCAGUUCAAGGGUGCUCUGUACUGUUUGUUGGGGAAUCAUGGAGGUGUUUGUCUGGCUAACCUGCAUGACUGGGACUGCAUUGCUCUGACAUGGCCAGCCAUAGUACGCUCAGGCCUCAGUCCUGCCAUGUCCCUGGAGAAACCCUCCAUUGUCAGGCUUUUUGAUGACCUUGCAGAUAAAAUCCAUCGCCAAUAUGAGACAAUUGGCAUUGACUUCACUGUGCCCCAGAGCACCCUGGAAAUUGGCCGCAAGAUCACAGAGUCAAGUAGCCCUGUUGCUCACAUGGGUCCUCCAUCUGAACAGGAGCUCGAGCAGGGACUUGCCUUUGAGCGGGCCAGAAAUCUGCAGGCUGUGCGGAGUUACGAAAAGCUGAUUCAUGAUCUAUUAGAAUGCCUCAGUGACAGAGACCUGCCAUGGAAGUUUGAGCACAUGGCUAUUGGCUUCCUGUCUCUGCUGCUGAGAGAUGACCGUCCUCUUCCUGCCCCAGCUGUGUGCUUUUUUGUCCAGAGUCUCAAUCAUGACGCACUUGUUGUGCGCAAGGUGGCGAUAUCUGCUGUAGCAGGAAUCCUCAAGCAGCUGAAGAGGCCCCGUGUGAAAGUGGCCAUCACACCCAGUGACAUCAGUGGGGUGAUUGAGCCAAAGGAGCUUGUAGCUGGAGACAGGCCAGGAAAUGACUGGCUUCAGUAUCAUGCUGAUAGCUUACCUCGCACUCAGCAGGAUUGGGACAAUUUCCGCUUUGUGGAGAAGACCCACUGGGGUUACUACUGUUGGCCAAAGAAGUUGAUGGUAUAUGCUCCUGUGGAGCAGCAGCUGAAAGACCUCAGGCUAGAGGAAAUGAAUGAGAGUGAACGAAUCAUCUAUGACCAUUUCUCUAACUCCAUAUUCAUCAAUCAGCUCAUUGAGUUCUUGUCACUCGAGGACCGCAAGGGAAAAGACAAAUUCAACCCACGUCGCUUUUGCCUCUUUAAGGGUCUAUUCAGGAACUACAGUAAUGCCUUCCUGCCAGUGCUUAAACCUCACAUGGAGCGUUUGGCUGGCGAUUCCCACGAGAGUACACAACGGUGUGUGGCUGAGAUCAUUGCUGGCUUAGUGAGAGGCAGCAAGCACUGGAGCUUUAGUCAGGUGGAGGCCCUCUGGCAAUUCCUGAAUCCUUUGAUGCGAAGAGCACUAUCCAACAUCACAGUGGAGACCUACACUGACUGGGGCACAUGUGUAGCUACUGCCUGUGAGAGCAGGGACCCACGGAAGCUUCACUGGCUGCUGGAGAUGCUGAUGGAAUGUCCUCUUAGUGGAGAAGGGGGAUCCUUUGUAGAUGCCUGUCAUCUGUAUGUGCUGCAGGGGGGUCUGGCUCAGCAGGAGUGGCGAGUACCGGAACUGCUGCAUAGGCUUCUGACCUAUUUGGAGCCCAAACUCACUCAGGUGUACAAGAAUGUACGAGAGCGUAUCGGCAGUGUGCUGACGUACAUUUUCAUGAUUGAUGUCAGUCUGCCGAACACACUACCCACAAAGUCCCCUCACAUCACUGAGUUCACAGAAAGGAUCAUUGCUUGCCUGAAACCACUGCUGGAAGGAGAGGAGGAGAUCCAGAACCAUGUAGUGGAAGAAAAUGGAGUGGGUGAGCAGGACGAGAGAACUCAGGCCAUCAAACUGCUCAAAACCGUACUGAAGUGGCUGAUGGCCAGCGCUGGCCGCUCCUUCACCACUCCAGUAGUUCAGCACCUCCAGCUGCUGCCUCUGCUUUUUAAGAUUGCUCCUGUAGAGAACGACGACAGCUAUGAUGAACUGAAAAGGGAUGCAAAGACCUGCUUGUCUCUCAUGUCCCAGGGUCUCCUCUAUCCAGAGCAGAUUCCUCUGGUACUCAAAGUACUGAACGAAAUUGCAGGGAGCAGCUCGUGGCAUGCCCGCUAUUCUGUGCUGACGUAUCUACAAAUAAUGGUAUUCUACAACCUGUUCACAAUGCUGAGCAAUGAACAGGCUGUCCAAAGUGUGCAAGCACUUGUCAUCAGGCUACUGGAGGAUGAGCAGUUAGAGGUGAGGGAGAUGGCAGCAACUACUCUGAGUGGUUUCUUGCAGUGUAACUUCUUGACCAUGGACACCUCCAUGCAGACUCAUUUUGAGGCUCUAUGCAAAACCAGACUACCUAAGAAGAGGAAGAGAGACUUGGGCUUUGUUGUGGACACCAUCCCCUCCAUUGAUCUAGUGCGGCGCCAUGCCGGAGUGCUGGGUCUCAGUGCCUGCGUUCUGUCCAGCCCUUAUGAUGUGCCCACCUGGAUGCCCCAGUUGCUCAUGGACCUCAGUGCCCACCUCAAUGACACGCAACCAAUUGAGAUGACGGUGAAAAAGACUUUGUCUAAUUUCCGCCGGACUCACCAUGACAACUGGCUGGAGCACAAGCAGCAGUUCACAGACGACCAGCUAGUGGUGCUCACAGACCUACUCGUGUCACCAUGCUACUAUGCCUAGACAGGUGAAACAGGUCUUUUUGGAGUGGGUUUUUUUUUUUUUUUUUUUGAGAUUUUUUUUUGUUGUUGUUUCUUUUUGUUUUUUUUUAAAACUUGGGCGUACUUCACUGUUUGUGGUUAAGAAAGCAGAUAUUAAGAGGACACGUGAUAAGAACAAGUAUAAUGAUGGAAAAGCAGAGUGAAGCAAUAACCUGAAUUUGGGGAGGUGAGGCAGGGGGAAAUUGGUUAUGUACUGUAUGUAUUCAACCCACAUUUUGCAUUUUUACUAUACUUAAUAUUUAAGGUUUAUCUGUGCAGGGAUAAACGGCCUGCAGUCUGUAAUAUUAUUGUACAGAUUUUUUUUUCCUGUACGUGUGGACAUGAAUGUGCGAUCAAGGACCGACUGCCUGUGGAUCUGAUCUCCCACUCGUGCAGUUCUUGCAGCCAUUUUUAUCUGGUCUCUUCAGAAGAUGUGAGGACAGGUCCAGAUACGGCGCUGUUAGGAAAUCAGUUUUCUCCUUUAAUUAUGUCUACAUUCACACCGCAGUUAAAAGUGGCCCAUGUCUGAUUUCAUUACACGUCACACACACCCCCAACCCCCCCCCCCCCCCCCCCCCCCCCCCCCCCCCGCCAUGACAGUAUGAAUCUUUCUACCCAUAAUAUCAGCGUGUACAGUCAUGGUACUACAAAAUCAAUCCAACUUUCCUUGAGAAUUUUGUGAAAAUCGCUGACCGAGAGAGUUGUCCUCAGCAUCUUAGUAUUUUGAAGGACGUUUGUAUGUAGGUCUGUCGCAAUCUACCACUUUGGUCUCACAUUUCUUUCCACUGAAGUAGCCAGCAUGACUCCACAGAAAGCUGUUCAUAAAAUCUUGGCCCACUUUUAUGUAUUUACAUUCGUAGAGAUUUGAUUUGUAGCUGACAUCGACAGUACGUUAAAAAACCGCUUCAGGUCAGGAGUUACUAGUGUUGCUUUGCUAGGUGCCUGAUGGAGUCAGUUCAGGAGCGUGAUUCUGAGUACCAUUCUUUAAAUUGUGGCCAGGAAAUAUCAUGUGAACAGUAAAUCUAAGUCUAAAGGUGGCCACUGAGAGAGCUCUUGAGAUCCUCUACCAAAUGGUAUGGUGAAUCCGAGGCCCUUUGUAAACCAGCACCACCGCAUAACGGACAUACCGUUUUGUGUUACUGUAGUAUGUGAUUGAUGACCAGUAGCUCUAUACGGUCUGAUGAGGUUCUGACUCACAAUUCUUGCAUAAACCUCAGUUCACAUGCCAACAUUAUUUUUGACUCAUUCUUGUAUUUAUAUUUGUGUGUGUGUGUGUGUGUGUGUGUGUGUGU
Messenger RNA from Ictalurus punctatus (channel catfish), 7150 nucleotides. It is a transcript of the gene psme4b, whose product is annotated as proteasome activator subunit 4b. The transcript is spliced from 46 exons. Gene Ontology annotation, cellular component: nucleus; cytosol; spermatoproteasome complex. Gene Ontology annotation, biological process: proteasomal ubiquitin-independent protein catabolic process. Gene Ontology annotation, molecular function: peptidase activator activity; proteasome binding. The record is from RefSeq and is a predicted model, not a curated record. Lineage: Eukaryota; Metazoa; Chordata; Actinopteri; Siluriformes; Ictaluridae. Bases 304 to 5841 code for a protein of 1845 amino acids.